Molecule: messenger RNA, 1569 nt
Organism: Paramacrobiotus metropolitanus
Lineage: Eukaryota; Metazoa; Tardigrada; Eutardigrada; Parachela; Macrobiotidae
Product: somatostatin receptor type 5-like
Exons: 8
Coding region: 107-1321 (404 amino acids)
Biological process (GO): G protein-coupled receptor signaling pathway
Cellular component (GO): neuron projection; membrane
Molecular function (GO): peptide binding; G protein-coupled receptor activity
Source: RefSeq, a predicted model, not a curated record
UCGUAAGCGUAUGCGGUUAAGCGUGGUCAUGAAAGCGAGGAUUAGUCAUAUUGUCCGGUUCAGUCAGUCAUGAGAGGCAUUUUUAUUCCAAUCUGAAUUUUUAAAAAUGUCAGAAAUAUCUAAAGAAAAUGGAUGCUUGAAUACAACGUUUGGGAAUACAAGCGAUGGAUCUACUUUGUUUAAUUUCAUCAAUGCUAUCAAUUCGAUUAUCUCUGUAGUAGGACUCGGUGGGAAUAUUUUGGUGUUUUAUGUGAUAUGCCGUUUUUCAUCCAUGAGGACAAUCACAAAUAUCUUCAUUAUGGCUUUGUCAUUAGCCGAUAUCGCAUUCCUGGUUAAUGUUCCUUUAUUAAUAGUGACCGCUGUGUUAGAAAACUGGAUAUUUGGUGAUAUAUAUUGCAAAGUGUAUUACGUAAUGACAACGGUCAAUCAGUUUGCGUCCAGUUUUCUACUCGUUACGAUGUCGGCAGACAGGUAUUUUGCUGUAUGCCAACCGGUAAUUAGUCGAAAGAUAAGAACCCCCAAAAAGGCAAUAUUAGCGUGCUGCCUGGUUUGGUUUCUCGCAAUAUUAUUGAUGUGUCCGGUUUUUCUGUAUUCUGGAACCAUUUCUAAAGACGAUGAUGUCGGCGGGGAAACCAACUGCAACAUCGUAUGGCCGGACUUUUACGAAGUUCAGGGACCCAAAGUUUUCGCAUUAUACUGCUUUGUUCUGGGAUUUGCUUUGCCGGUUAUCUUCAUGUUCCUGUUCUACGGGCUGGUUCUAAAAAAAUUGCACAUCAAACAGGACAAUUCGGCUGGUUUGCGCAAGCAUCCAAGCGGUUCAGUGAGUACCGACGACCGACGCCGGCUCAAAUUUCGCCGAGUGUCAGCUGUUAUACUGGUCCUGAUGUUGGCCUUUCUGAUUUGCUGGACACCUUACUGGGCUUAUCAGAUCCACAUUACUUUCCUAAUUGACGACACACCCAUCACGGUGGACGAGUUUGAAAGUUGUCAACUUAAUGCCACACGGGAAGCCAACAUCCAACAGCAAAUCAUCUACACGGCAUUGUUUCUGCAGUGUUUGUGUUAUGCCAAUUCCGCGAUAAAUCCCAUUCUGUACUCUGUCCUCAGCCGGCAUUUCAAGCAAAGUUACGCUAAGGCGUGGAAGUGCUACACCGCCGGCAACCGUAACCGCAAACAUCAUACCCCCAAUCGAAUUCCGCGUUCUCCUUACGCCGGACACCCGAUAAUAGAUGCGCGGACAUAUCUGGCCCCGCCGUCACCGCCCUUGCAGUUAUGUGUGUCCAGAUCGUCAUCGGGGUGUCGCUCCGAGUUCUUCCUGUGAUACAUGUACCUCGCUCACGUGCGCUGAAUCAGGUAUCCGAUCACUUUCGACCUCAUGAGGCUACAUAAUAUUGACGGAUGCUCUGCGCGACUGCAUUAUCUGAUGUACUACUGAGUAGUAGAACUAUUGUGUUUUGAUGAUUAUCUUCUACAAACCCCUAAUUUUGUAAGAACACGAUAGCUUUUAUGUCCGGAUGUUGUACUUAUUCUGUACAUAAUUUUUGUUGAACAGGAGCAUAUAAAGCAACA